CGGAGAGCUGGCGCAGCUGCUGUGGUGGCAGCAGCUCAAGUGGCGGUGGCGGUGGCGGCUGCAACAGCUCUGGACUCGGGGCUUUGGUGGCGGCGCCGGCGGGCUGAGCUGCGCGGUGCAGACGCCGGUGUGCGGUCCGGGUUCCUGGGGCGGCGCGUACUCUAGAAGAUGCCCCUCAUGGAGGAGGUUCUGAGAAGCACCUCUGGCUCGGUGGCUGUGAAAGAGCAGCUGUGUGAAGCCCUGGCCAUUGCCUCCUGAGGACCGUGGGGAGGAAACCAUGGCCGUGAGCUUAGAUGACGAYGUGCCCCUCAUCCUGACCUUGGACGAGGGUGGCAGUGCCCCUCUGGCUCCCUCCAAUGGCCUGGGUCAAGAGGAGCUGCCCAGCAAAAAUGGGGGCAGCCAUGCCGCCCACGACUCCCGGGCCCCCAAUCUGGUCUCUGGCGGAGAGAGCCCCCCCUCCAGCCCCUCCAGCCACAACUGGGAGAUGAACUAUCAAGAGGCAGCCAUCUACCUCCAGGAAGGCGAGAACAACGACAAGUUCUUCACCCACCCCAAGGACGCCAGGGCGCUGGGGGCCUACCUCUUCGUACACAACCACCUCUUCUACCUGAUGGAGCUGCUGACCGCCCUGCUGCUGCUGCUGCUGUCCCUGUGUGAGGCGCCUGCCGUCCCCGCACUCCGGCUCGGCAUUUACGUCCACGCCACCCUGGAGCUGUUUGCGCUGAUGGUGGUGGUGUUCGAGCUCUGCAUGAAAUCGCGGUGGCUGGGCCUCCACACCUUCGUCCGGCACAAGCGGACCAUGGUCAAGACCUGCGUCCUGGUGGUGCAGUUCGCGGAGGCCAUCGUGGUGCUGGUGCGGCAGACGUCCCACGUGCGGGUGACCCGGGCCCUGCGCUGCAUUUUCCUGGUGGACUGCCGGUACUGCGGCGGCGUUCGGCGCAACCUGCGGCAGAUCUUCCAGUCCCUGCCCCCCUUCAUGGACAUCCUGCUCCUGCUGCUCUUCUUCAUGAUCAUCUUCGCCAUCCUCGGUUUCUACUUGUUCUCCUCCAACCCUGCUGAUCCGUACUUCCACACGCUGGAGGACAGCAUCGUCAGCCUGUUCGUCCUCCUGACCACGGCCAAUUUCCCAGAUGUGAUGAUGCCCGCCUACGCCCGGAGCCCCUGGUCCUGCGCCUUCUUCAUCGUGUACCUGUCCAUCGAGCUCUACUUCAUCAUGAACCUGCUCCUGGCCGUGGUGUUCGACACCUUCAGUGACAUCGAGAAGCGCAAGUUCAAGUCUCUGCUGCUGCACAAGAGGACUGCCAUCCAGCACGCCUACCGCCUCCUUGUCAGCCAGCAGAGGCCCGCGGGCAUCUCCUACAGGCAGUUCGAAGGCCUAAUGCGCUUCUACAAGCCCCGGAUGAGYGCCCGGGAGCGCUUUCUGACUUUCAAGGCCCUGAAUCAGAGCGACUCACCUCUGCUCAGCCUGAAGGACUUCUAUGACAUCUAUGAAGUCGCCGCCCUCAAGUGGAAGGUCAAGAGAAACCGAGAGCACUGGUUCGACGAGCUUCCCAGGACCGCGUUCCUCAUCUUCAAAGGAAUCAACAUCCUGGUGAAGUCCAAGGCCUUCCAGUAUUUCAUGUACUUGGUGGUAGCAGUCAACGGGAUGUGGAUCCUCGUGGAGACGUUUAUGCUGAAAGGCGGGAACUUUUUCUCCAAGCGCGUGCCCUGGAGUUACCUGGUCUUUCUCACCAUCUAUGGGGUGGAGCUGUUCCUGAAAGUUGCUGGCCUGGGCCCCGUGGAGUACCUGUCCUCAGGCUGGAACCUGUUCGACUUCUCCGUCACAGCCUUCGCCCUCCUGGGACUGCUAGCUCUGGCCCUCAACAUGGAACCCUUCUAUUUCAUAGUGGUCCUGCGUCCCCUCCAGCUGCUAAGGUUGUUUAAGCUGAAGAAGCGAUACCGCAACGUGCUGGACACCAUGUUUGAGCUGCUGCCCCGGAUGGCCAGCCUCGGCCUCACCCUGCUCACCUUCUACUACGCCUUCGCCAUCGUGGGCAUGGAGUUCUUCUGCGGCCUGCUGUACCCCAACUGCUGCAACACCAGCACGGUGGCGGACGCCUACCGCUGGCUGAACCGUACAGAGGGCAACCGCACGGUGGUGGAGGAGGGCUACUACUACCUCAACAACUUCGACAACAUCCUGAACAGCUUCGUGACCUUGUUCGAGCUCACGGUUGUCAACAACUGGUACAUCAUCAUGGAAGGGGUCACCUCGCAGACCUCCCACUGGAGCCGCCUGUACUUCAUGACCUUCUACAUCGUGACCAUGGUGGUGAUGACCAUCAUCGUGGCCUUCAUCCUGGAAGCCUUCGUCUUCCGAAUGAACUACAGCCGCCAGAACCAGGGCUCGGAAGUUGACAGUGGCAUCACCCUGGAGAAGGAGAUCUCCAAAGAGGAGCUGGUGGCCAUGCUGGAGCUCUACCGGGGGGCGCCCGGGGCCGCCUCCGACGUCACCCGGCUGCUCGAGACCCUCUCGCAGAUGGAGAAGUACCAGCAAAACUCCCUGACGUUCCUGGGACGGAGAUCGAGGACCAAAAGCGACCUGAGCCUGAAGAUGUACCAGGAGGAGAUCCAGAGGACGUGGGGACGCGCAUCGCAUACGUGGACGCCUCACAUGGAUGCACAUACCUGCAGAGAGGAGAGCCGAGGACCAGCUGACCUUGGGUCKACCGGCCCGUCUUCCUGAACCCCACGGCGGCCGGUUGAGGGCCUUGGCCAGUGCGUUCGGCCGCUGUGGAGGGCUCCAGAAGCCCCUUUACGGACCCCCCGAGCCUGGCCUGAUAACCAGGCUGCCCUGGUCAGGCCAGCACCCCCUGUGUCCCUGCUGGGCUCACAGGCAGGCUCCCACCCACCAGUGUCCCCACUGACCCCGUGGCCCUGUCACAGCACCUGUGUCUGGCUCUAGGGACAGAACCACUAAGGAAGGAAGGAACCCAAGUGCCCCGGGCAGUGUCAUAGAUGGUGUCAUAGAUGCUCCUGUGGGCCACACCUGUGACCUGUGGGAGGGUGAGGAGGACCGAGGUCUCGCCUGCGGGCAGCUCUCAGGAGCCAGAUGGGYGCUGGAGACGCACUAGCUGGCCUGGGAUCCUGCCCCCUGAGCUGCCCCGAGCCCCUCCCACCCUGCGGUCCAGACCUUGUUGCUGGAUGUCCUUCUACAGUGACUUUGUGCAGAAUCCAUGCCACCAGGAAGAGGGGCAGGCGAGAGGCCCAGGGCCCGGCCGGUUCCUGAGGGACCUCUCGGCUCACUCCCUCUCCUUGCUAUCCGCUGGGGUGGCAGCUUAUGCGGGGGACAGCGGUGGCCCUUCACACGUGUGUGUAUCCUCGCUGCUGGAUUGGAGCAGGCCACUCAGGGACAAUUGUGGGGACAAACAGUGGCAGCCCCAGCACAGCCCCCACCGCACCUUGGGCACUGAGGCCAGAGUGGGCUUGGCCUGACCUUGGUUGGCCAGGAGUCCAGGCAAACACUCAGCCAUGGGCGUCCCGGGGUGUCCGAGCAAGGCAGUGCUGGUGGUGGUGGCAGAGUGAGGUCAGAGGGGGCUUUGGCCCAGCUGUCCUGGCARGUGCCAGCAGACACAGGGGAGGACAGACGGCCAGGAGCAGGCACCAGCCUGGUGGUGUCCUGGGCCAACCUGGCUCCAGCCACCUCCACGCUUCCUGUGGCCUGGGGCAAGGGGUGGACAGAGGCCCCGGAGCCUGAUCCCAGGGAGCCUGAUCCCCAUGGCGCUGCGGCCUGCAGCAGCCUCUGCAGGCCUGGGGCGGGGGGGGGGGGUCGCUCUUAAAGCCCUUGGGGAAACUGAGUCUUUAAGCCGUGAUCCCAGGGUUGUCAGGAGGCUGACGUUGCCUCUUGGUCUUUGGAGGGCCACUGGCCAUGCGGGAGCUCAAAGUGGAGCCCCAGGCCACACCCUUCUCUCCAGAGAAGGGACUUCAUUUGCACAACCGGGUGCCUUUUACCUUGUGUAUUCAAACGGGCAUUCUGGAAGCAGGGAGGGGGCAGUUGCUAGAGGAGGACAGGGGUUCCUGACCUGAGCACCCAGGCCUCUUCUAGUCCCUUCCUCUACCCGGGGGCUGAGCCCCCAACAGGAGGCCGGCCCUGUUCCAGGGGUGCCCAGUCCAUUCCCAGCCCUGGCCUGGCGGAGCCCCUGGCUUCAGUCAGAACCAGGUGGGCAAGGUGUGCCGACGGGAGGGGGGACUGGGGACAGCUGUCUCCACAGGGUUCCCUGUGGUCCUGUCCAGCUGACCCUCAAGCUCUCCCACCAAGCAGGGGACAGCUGUCACCCCAGAUGUGAUCCCUGAGUGUCUUGGGACCUCCUCUAGCUCRGAUGCCUCCCUCACCUGUUACAGCUGAAGGGGACCAGGUGGCCCUUGCUACCAGCUGGGUCACAGCCUGGCAGGGGUAGCGUGGCCCUGUGCACCCUUCCCGGUGAGGCGGUGGCACUUUGGGGAGGACGCCUCCUGCCCCCUGCUUCUCCCCACCCAGCCUUACUCCACCUUGCAGACAAUCAUUUUGUAUGACGGCGGGGCGGCGCCGGGGUCUUGUACAGGUGACUUGUUACCUGGGGACCCGCCGUGUCCCUGGAUUCCUGGCGUAUUAA
Messenger RNA from Urocitellus parryii (Arctic ground squirrel), 4631 nucleotides. RefSeq names its product two pore segment channel 1 (gene Tpcn1). Gene Ontology annotation, molecular function: voltage-gated channel activity; monoatomic ion channel activity. The record is from RefSeq and is a predicted model, not a curated record. Gene Ontology annotation, biological process: monoatomic ion transport; transmembrane transport. Gene Ontology annotation, cellular component: lysosomal membrane; endosome membrane. Lineage: Eukaryota; Metazoa; Chordata; Mammalia; Rodentia; Sciuridae.